AUGGACGAAGCUACUGUCCGUUCCAAAAUCUUCCAAAUCCUCAUAGGUCCUCAGCUAGCAGCCAUGAUAUACUCUUCAUUAGAUUUUAAUCUACCUCACCUUUUAUCCACUCCAAAAACUAUUGCAACCUUAUCACAAAUAACUUCAACAAUACCAGAAAAACUAGAAAGACUUUUGCAAGGACUUGAAGCAUUUGGAUAUUUUUCACACAACCAGCAAACAGAUGAGUGGUCGAAUUCUCCUCUUUCUGCUGAGUUUCUUGAUGAAUCCUUUUUUGAAGUCUCAAAAUACAGGAUUAUGCCUUACAGAUGCGAGCUUCUUUGCAAUUUUUACGAAUCCUUAAAACAAGAAGAAUCAGCUCAAGAAAUCAGAUUUGGGUCAGACUAUUUUAAUUAUUUACGAAAAAAGCCUGAAUUAUUGAAUGGCUUUAUAAAAGCUAAUAGCUCAAUUACUUUUGAAGAAGAAAAUCUAAUUGAAAUUAAUUUAGGUAACGCUGAAAGAGUUUUAGAUAUUGGAGGAGGGAAUGGCGCUUUUUUAAUUGCCCUUGCAAAGCUAAAUCGUCAAAUUACAGGUAGCGUUCUUGAACUACCUGAAGUGAUGAGCCUUAUUCAUGAAAACAUUACCAAAAAUUUAAUGGAAGACCGAGUUACUGCAAUUGAAGGAGAUUUCUUUGGAGAAAUACCUAGAGGUUAUGAUUGUUUAUUAUUUAUUUGAAAUUAAUAAUUAAUCAUAAUUUCUAUUUUCUAAUUUUAGAUUUUCGGUCUAUAUUUUGAUAAAUUUCUUUUAAAUUAUUUUUCAUGCAUCUUUAGCCAUAUAAUUGUUUAAUAUUAAAAAAUGUCUUGCCUCAUUGAAACGAUAGGGAUUGCAAAAGAAUUUUAGAUAGUUGCAGAAACUCAAUGGAAAGAGGAAAUCUUAAACUUAAACUUAAAUUACAGGUCUUGGCUCACUCGCCUAUUAGUAGCGCAGUCAGCAAGGGUCUCCGAGGAGAUUCGCCAUCUUUGCAAAGAUGACAAGGAGAACUUACUUGAGUUUGGAUGAUGACGCAUCUGGCGAGCUAAAAACCCGAACAUCUUUCUUUCCUUCUGCCUGACGCUAUAGCACCUGUGAAGUAAGUUCUAUGUCUCCUCUUCUCAUUGCCUUUUCGUUUCUCCAUUGGUGAGUGGGAAGGCUGCUGACUACUUCUGCGUGCUGCUUGGGUUGAACGAAGGUUGUCCGCACAAAAUCCGAAAAAAUGGAAUUUCUGGCAAACUAUGGACGCAAAGGAAAAAAUUCACAGAAUGGAGUGCAACUCCGAAUAGUCUAGGUGUUACCUGAAGAAGCUGCUAGGCUUUCCCUUUCCAACUCUGAACUAACAUUUUAUUUGAUGUAGAGAUAGGCUCUUUGCAUUACCAGAAUUGCUUGCCCAGCAUUGCUGUCCACAUCUGGCUUGCCAGAUAUAAAUAAAGAUGUGCUUGAGACCACAUUACAGGGAAGCAAUGUCCAGACCGAGACGCCAUUUUAUUCAUGGAAAGAGGGAAUCAAUUAAAGCUUUUGGAGACAACAAGCGGAAUUAACCCUCAUGAACUUUAUAGCACUUUACAAGAUCUUAAUUAUAUGGCAAUAGGAAGAGGAAAAGUUAGAAAUCAAAGAGAAAUAGAAAAAAUGCUUAAUGAAUCAGGAUUUAGAUUAGAAAGCGCAACACCUAUUGUAAAAAUGCAGCAAGAUGCCACAAACUCGCCUUUAGAUCCUACAGCUUCUUACUUAUGCUUUAAUGCUAUCGCUAUUUAA
Messenger RNA from Blepharisma stoltei, 1767 nucleotides. The record is from the annotation of a GenBank genome assembly. Lineage: Eukaryota; Ciliophora; Heterotrichea; Heterotrichida; Blepharismidae.